UUUCUGUUCUACACAUAUACUUUAAAAAAUUAAUAGAAAAAAAUGCAAAUUCUUCACAUGAACAAGGGAGAUGGGGAAACCAGCUAUGCUAAAAAUUCCGUCGUGCAGAAACAAAUAAUAUCAGCGACGAUUUCAGUGAUGGACGAAGCAGUGGCUGACUCUUUAUGCAAAACUCUCCCUGCACAAACUAUGGGGAUCGCUGAUUUAGGCUGCUCGUCGGGGCCUAACACUUUGAUGGUGGUUUCGGAGAUAAUUAGCAAAAUCUACUACACAUGCUCUCAAAUGGGGAUCUCAUUGCCGGAACUGAGUGUGUCGUUGAACGACCUUCCGGGCAACGAUUUCAACGACGUCUUCAUGUCGUUGCCGGAGUUCUACCGUAAUCUUGAGAAGGAAACAGGCAUCGGGCCGGACGGCUGCUUCAUAUCUGGCGUAGCUGGUUCUUUCUACGGUAGGUUGUUCCCUAGGAAGAGCCUGCAUUUGCUGUACUCUUCCUCCAGUCUCCAUUGGCUCUCCCAGGUUCCUGCGGAUCUAUACACGAAAGCAGGCAAACAUCUGAACAAGGGAAAGAUUUACAUAUCUAAGACAAGCCCACCUUCUGUAGUGAAGGCCUAUCUCUCACAGUUUCAGAAAGAUUUCUUCGCAUUUCUGAGAUCGCGGGCGGCGGAGAUGGUGGCCGGCGGCCGAAUGCUGCUGUCGUUCAUGGGCCGGAGCUCGCCGGAUGCCGCCGCCGAAGUGGGCACCCACCAGUGGGAGCUCCUCUCUCAGGCCCUCAUGAGUAUGGCGUUAGAGGGUCUAAUCCAAGAAGAGAAGAUCGACUCUUUCAAUGCCCCCUACUAUGCCCCGUCUGCGGAAGAAGUGGCGAAUAUAGUAGAAGAAGAAGGUUCUUUCAUCAUCAACCACUUACAAGGAUUCGAGAUUGAUUGGGAUGGAGGUUCUUCGGAAAACAAUAACAACGACAACAACAACAAAAACGUUGUUAAUGGGUUGGAGAAUCUAUCAAGAGGGCGACAAGUGGCGAAGACUAUUAGGGCAGUGGUUGAGACAAUGGUAGAAUCCCACUUUGGAAGAGACAUCAUGGAUGAGUUGUUUUGUUUCGAUGCUGAACUGGUUGAUCACUACUUCUCCAAGACUAGGGCUAAGCACAUCAAUUUGGUCCUUUCUGUCUCAAGGAAUAUUGAUUCUUGGCAGUAAUA
Messenger RNA from Sesamum indicum (sesame), 1193 nucleotides. RefSeq names its product jasmonic acid carboxyl methyltransferase (gene JMT). Gene Ontology annotation, molecular function: methyltransferase activity. The record is from RefSeq and is a predicted model, not a curated record. Lineage: Eukaryota; Viridiplantae; Streptophyta; Magnoliopsida; Lamiales; Pedaliaceae.